CUUCAGGAGCCGGAACAGACAGAAAAAAAGAGAGAGGCUGUGGGGAAGACGUGUGGACAGAGAGGAGUGUUUUAAAGUAUGUGCGGGGGAGGAGGCUACGGGAGGAGCUGUUCCCCAGGGUGCCUCUCACUUUCUUAGGAUAUCCCUCCCAGGACGCUGGCCGGGCUCUUCCCUGGCUCCAUACUUCUUUCCUCCCCGGACCCUGCUGGACCUGACCGGAGUAUCUGAGCGGAUAGAGACUGAGACAAUUCUGGGAACACCCCCUUAAAAGCCCAACACACGCUUGGAACUUUGCUCCCAACCAGGAGGGAUCUUAAUGGCCCAUAGGCAGGAAAACCCUGACGACUGUCACUUUCUGAGGUUGUUUUGCCGGGUCUGAAAGGCCGUCCACUUUUAAACAGUAGUCGUUCAGGCUGGGGGAAAAAUGAGCAGCAGCACCCAACACGAGAGGAGCAGACGGGCUUGGCACUGAGGGAUUUAUUGAUUGUUCUGAGUACUGAUGGACUGGACUUAAAUACGGGCGUUUUUUUCAUCUGAAUAUUGUUCAGUGAAUUUCUGCGUUAGUGAUAAUCUCACAGACAGAUAUACAGGUCUGUUUACCUCCAAGUAUGCUGCAUUUGGCCCGUGUGCCGUGUUGAAUAAAUAGUUAUUUACGGACCCUGGCAAAGCUUUAAACAAAUGGAUUAAUGUGGCUCAUACAUGCGUUUGUUAUUAAUAAUUCAUAAACUAAUGCUCUUGAAUGGCAAGGAUGAUAAGAAUUGGGAUAUGUGGUGUGUUUAUGCCAAAAGAGCUAAGAUGUUACUUUACUUCUCCAUAAUUAUCGACCAGACAGAAAUUUGAUAUGGAUCCAGACACACCACACAGAUUGGAUUUUAGUUUUUUUUCCGUCAAGGUUAUUUCAAAGCUCAAAAUGUAAGUGUUGAGUGUGGUUUGGGCGAAUAGGCCACAGUUAUACUAUUAAUAGACAUAGUGCUUGUGAGAGAGUGGCAGACUUUAUAUCUUUACAGAGAGAACGGCUGCAGCCAUAUCUCGAAGGAACUUCUUAAUCCUCCUUUAGUGCACGAAAAAUAAACGAACCCUGACGCAACAUCACGUUCCCCCAUGCUUCCAGAGACCCAUAUAUGUCGGCCUUCACAUAUUUUCCAUGUCAUCAUCAUUGUUGACGUUAAACCAAACAUCAUCCAACGCUGUCUUUUUUCUUUUUUUUUCUUUACUCAUGCUGUGGCAAUGGCUUGGGUCUGGAUACACACCCAACACCCAGACGGACUAGCCUCUACCACAAGCUAACCUUUGGUUAAAAAACCGUGCUGAUUAGCCAGGCCGCCGGCCUAGGCUAGUGUAUACCCUUCUACUUUAGGGCCCGGCGGGGGCCUUUUGCGUGCUCCUUUGGUUGGCCCCUGAGUGGGCGUUUACCCCCCCCUAGUCGUAGUCAUGGGGAUCCAGGGCAUGGAGUUGUUUGCCAUCGGCGUGGUCAUCAUCCUGUUUAUGGCGGUGCUCAAGCAGUUCGGGAUCCUGGAGCCCAUGUCUUCCUUUGACGAGAGUAGUGACAGUGACCUGGAGCUGUCCACGGUGAGACACCAGCCAGAGGGUCUUGACCAGCUGCAGGCCCAGACCAAGUUCACCAAGAAGGAGUUACAGUCUCUCUACAGGGGCUUCAAGAACGAGUGUCCCAGCGGAUUAGUGGAUGAGGAAACUUUCAAGUCCAUCUAUUCUCAAUUUUUUCCUCAAGGAGACGCAACCACGUACGCUCACUUCCUGUUCAAUGCGUUCGACAAAGACAGGAAUGGCUCAAUCCGCUUCGAGGACUUUGUCAUCGGCCUGUCCGUGUUGCUCAGGGGAUCAGUGACGGAGAAGCUCAACUGGGCAUUCAACCUUUAUGAUAUCAACAAAGAUGGCUACAUCACCAAAGAGGAGAUGCUGGCGAUAAUGAAGUCCAUUUAUGACAUGAUGGGGAGGUACACCUACCCCUGUGUACGGGACGAGGCGCCGUCCGAACAUGUGGACAAGUUCUUCCAGAAGAUGGACAGAAACAGAGAUGGGGUCGUGACCAUUGAAGAGUUUAUUGAGACCUGUCAGAAGGAUGAGAACAUCAUGAACUCCAUGCAGCUCUUUGAGAAUGUCAUCUAGAACCCAGGGCUCCCUUCUACGUCACCAGCCUCCGUCGAUGACAUGUACCUGACCCCCUGACACACCUUCUGAACUCCACAGAACCCCAACCCCCCCCCCGUGCCCACAGGCUACAAGCUCAACCCUCCACUAAGGUUAUAAGGUUAGCAAGACGUAGAUAGAGAAACAGGGUGGGGAGGGGAGGGACAUACAAUGAACACUCAAGGGUCUCUCUCAUUGCCCUUCGUUAGCUUUAUCCUGCCUUUCAGAACCUGAGACACAGUGGCCUUAAUCCAGCCGCGCCAGGGCAUCUCGUGGAUCAGGUUCCUCCUGGGAUGUUUUGCAUCUGAAUCUGCUGAGUGCUAAUGGGGGGAUGGGAAAAGGGAGUAGCAUCUGUGAAUCUAUGCUACUAUCUCUUGCGCAAACAUUAGCAGGGAAAAAACACAAACACACACUCAUAUUUGCGAUAACACCAACACACACAAACAUGCACAUACACACACACACGCACACACAAAAACCAUCACCACACCAAACAGACACUUACAAAAUACACACUCCUCUUUUUAGCCAUUUUUCAAGCAGUGAUUAAAACAACACUACCAUAGUAAACUGUCAGCAUUCAAAUCAGAGGGACACAAAAAAAUAUUAAAGACAAUUAACUUGAAGCAUGUUUGUCGUAUGUGAUGUGAAUUAGCUUGCACAAACAUUUGACUAUAAUGUAAUAUAUGCAACUACAACAACAAAAAAGCGCACUGUAGAUACCUGCACCUGUCCACCACUGAUGGAAAGCAGGGUGUAUGUAUAUAUGUAUAGAUAAUAUUAUACAUAUCCUAGGUUGUGAGAGUUUAAUUUGUACUGCACUUAACUGUGGUCUAGGGACAGAGAUGUUCAACUGAAUGUCUGUUAUUGCACACUGUGUUUAUUCACUGGACCUGUGUUUGGUGUCAUUGUGUGAUUUUUUUCUCCAGUAUGUGUUUGAUCAAUCCCUAUUAAUUGGUUCUACAUUUAUUUAAAUUAAUAUAUUUUUGAAGACUUGUGGAGAGAAGGAGGGAAGGUCUCUCAAAAUUAUGCUGAAAUGUUGAUUCUGAGUACAGUACAGAGCAAGAAACAACGAGAGUUAGCAAACAAUGUUUAUGAACUGACUUGAGGUAUGUAAUUUUAUUUCGCUGUCAUCAUAGAGCAUGCUGGCUGUCAGUAAUACAGUAUUUUGUACAGUAUAAUAAAACCUUUGUGAUCUGAUAUAAUUAGAAAUAAAGUCUCGAGAUUUUUCUUCUCCA
Molecule: messenger RNA, 3386 nt
Organism: Gadus chalcogrammus (walleye pollock)
Lineage: Eukaryota; Metazoa; Chordata; Actinopteri; Gadiformes; Gadidae
Gene: kcnip3b
Product: Kv channel interacting protein 3b, calsenilin
Exons: 7
Coding region: 1432-2127 (231 amino acids)
Biological process (GO): regulation of potassium ion transmembrane transport; negative regulation of transcription by RNA polymerase II
Cellular component (GO): voltage-gated potassium channel complex; nucleus
Molecular function (GO): DNA-binding transcription repressor activity, RNA polymerase II-specific; calcium ion binding; RNA polymerase II cis-regulatory region sequence-specific DNA binding
Source: RefSeq, a predicted model, not a curated record